ACCAAACUACCCAAGAAAGAGGAAGAAACAUCUCUCCAACCCUCCUCCAUUGCUGCAACUCGAGCUCAACCAAGGAGGAUCCAAGAAGUGGGAUUAAAGAAGGAAAAAGGCUAGGAAAAGUGUGAAAUAAUUAAGGUAAUGACCUUAUUAUAACUUUUUCUUUAUUUUUCUUCUACCAUAUGAGAUAUAUAUCAUGUGAAGAAUCCUUAAGAGGGUUCUACAUGUUAUAAGUGUGGAUUAAUGGGUUGGAAAGUGAUUCUAUGUCCAAGAACGGACUUAGAAGCCAAAACGACCGGUUCACCGGAAAAUAACCUUUUUGAGGUUAUUUGUAUUAAUAUGGGUUUUAUGAUUAUAAAACCUUGUUAGGGACUUGUAAAGGGUAUUUCAAGUGAUUUCACAAAGUUGGAAAAGUCGCCGGAGUAGUCGCCGGAGUUGACCAAAAGUCGCCGGAGUUUCACCGGAGUUCAACCAAGAAGGGUAAAACUUCAAAACGCUAGCUCAAGGUUGAAGCUAGAGCUUGCUACUUGCACCUUCUCACGGGUGAUAUCAAAUCAGGGAGACGUGAAAUGGAGGGCAGGCGAAUGGGGACCAGGAACAAUCCGAGAGGGCAAGCGCCGGUAACAUCCCAAAGGGGAAGCCGGGCUGCAUCUCGGGGUUCGAGGGGAGGCCGUGGGAGCCGUGGAGGUCAUCAAGCUCAAACUGUGAGUGAUGGCCAUGUGAGCUCGGUGUAUGAAACCAACACCGAGGACUAUGACUCAACCUAUGUUCCAGAAACGGAGCAUGAGGAGACCCCGUAUGAUGGGGGUGACACAUACACCGAUGAUGAUGAUGAAGAGAGUGAUGCCAAGUUCGCCCAAAUGGGCGAAUUGCUUGAGUGGUAUCAAAAAGAAAAGCUGAGGAGAGACCUUAGGCGCCAAGCAAGGCGUGGCUCUCGCGGUGCUUCGGGUCAAGGAAGCCGGGGAGCUUCAAGGGCCACUCCCGUGGCGCCACAUGAUGGGCGUGAAGGAGGUUUUGUUGUAAGGAUAUCCAAGUACCUCAAGGAGGCUAGGGCCUUGGGGUGUAGGUCCUUUGACGGCACCGGUGACAUUACCGUUGCCGCCGAUUGGAUCAAGAAGGUGAAGGAUGCAUCAAGGGACAUGCAAAUCACACCGGACGUGAAGUUGACUGUCGCUUCACGGCUCCUUGAAGGGAUAGCUUCUACGUGGUGGGAGAGCGUGGAAGGGAAGUACCAUGGGGAAAUAACAUGGGCGGACUUUGAGCUAGAGUUCUAUGCUCAAUACUACUCCGAGUACGAGGUGAAUGUGAAACGGAGAGAGUACACUAACCUCAAACAGAAAGAGGGCGGCACAGUUAAGCAACUGGAACAAGAGUUUAGAACCUUGGCUAGGUUCUUGCCGGAGUACGCGGUUGAUGAGAACCGCAUGACGGAGCACUUUUGGGAUGCCCUACUCUUGGACAUCCGUGACCGAGCUACGUACUCGCGUCACAUGACCUUCAGUGAGGUGGUGGAGCAGGGCCUUCUCGGGGAGGCCCAAUGGAAUGAGAGAAAAGAGAGAGACGUCGAGGAGGCGAAAAAGAGGAAAUGGCAAAGUUCGGGGCCGCCCGAGCAAGCACGGAAGGAUAAGCACGGUGGAGGUGGCGGUUCGUUCAAGACACCGGCACCACCGGCAAAGAAGAACAGGGAUGCUCGGUGGCAUGCAUCCUCCUCACAAAGGACGGGGCCUCCAAAGUGUGCCAAUUGUUCGAAAAAUCAUUUUGGGAAGUGCAAUGCACCCCCAAGGUGUUAUCAAUGCGGGAACACGGGCCACAUGAAGGCAAAUUGCCCACAAUUAGGGGGAGGAGGAGCUUCGGGAUCCGGAGGAGGAACCAUGACGGGAAGAAACCGUGCGGGACCGUCAAACGGCGGUACGGGAAGAGGCGGCGCGUCCACAAGCCAUGCCGCGUCCGUAAAUCAAGGCGGGACCCAAGCACGAGUGUACGCAAUGACCGAGGCGGAUGCGCGAGCAAACCCGGACUCCGUUGCAGGUAAUACGCGUAUUCCCAUGUAUUUCUAGGCUUACUUUGAUCAUAUACGUCGUUGGGAUUGAGUGUGGGCCACCCCGGGGUCGAACCGGGUGAGUUAGGCCGAAUCUGGCUGGAAACAGCCACUGCCGGCCAGGCACGCCCUCAGGCACGCCGUGCCUGGAAUCGUGCCUGGAAGGCAGUGGCACCCGAAGAGAAAAAAGGAAAAGAAAAAAAAUUUGGGCCAGGCACGGCCGCAGGCACGCCGUGCCUGGCGUCGUGCCUGGGAGGCAGUGGUGUCCGAAGAAGUUUUGGCCAGGCACGGCCGCAGGCACGCCGUGCCUGGCAUCGUGCCUGGCCGGCAGUGGACAGCAGGGUGAGUUUGUUGCACGCACGGCCGUGCCUGCCACCCAGGCACGCCGUGCGUGGACCCCCAACACCCGAAAGUUGAUUUUUUCGCCCCGUUCUUCUACGUUUGGACCCCCGUUUGAUUCCAAACAUUUGUAUGGACCUAAUAACAUCCUAAUGAUGUGUAAAAACAUUAGAAAAUGUAUCUUACAUGGUGUAUAAAUGUAGGAACAUUAAAGAUCAAUGGUAGGUGUGCGAGGAUCCUCAUCGAUACCGGGGCACAACGCUCAUUUGUGAGUGAGGCGUUCGCCGAGGGCCUUGACGUGCCAUUGACACCUAUGACGCAAACAUUGCUAGUUUCCACACCGUUAGGAGACGACGUGGAGAGAAAUCAUUACUAUCCGUCGUGCGAGGUAGAAGUGACGGGUCGACCUUUGACUUGUGAUUUCGUACCUCUAAGCAUGUUGGAGUUCGAUGCAAUCCUAGGAAUGGAUUGGCUCGAGAAACACCAUGCUCGAGUAGAUUGCUACACCAAGGUGUUAGAGCUCGAGGAUGAUCAAGGAAACACACUAUGUUUCGAGGGAGAUCGGGGGAAAUCUAAUGCUUGUAUAAUAUCCGUGAUGAGAGCACGGAAGAUGAUGAGGAAGGGAUGCCACGCAUACCUUGCCUACGUGGUGGACGAUACCAAGAAGGAAGUCGACAUCAAAGAUGUACGGGUCGUGUGCAAAUACCCGGAUGUCUUUCCCAAAGACCUACCGGGGCUCCCACCCGAUAGAGAGAUAGAGUUUGUAAUCGAAGUGGAGCCGGGAACCAAACCCAUUUCGAUUCCCCCUUAUCGAAUGGCACCGGCCGAACUCCAAGAGUUGAAGGUCCAACUACAAGAAUUACUGGACAACGGGUUCAUCAGACCCAGUCAUUCACCGUGGGGAGCCCCCGUACUCUUCGUAAAGAAGAAAGAUGGUACACUAAGAAUGUGUAUCGACUACCGACAGUUGAACAAGGUCACAAUCAAGAACAGGUAUCCUUUACCUAGGAUUGAUGACUUGUUUGAUCAACUUCGAGGGGCUAUAGUAUUCUCGAAGAUUGACUUGAGGUCGGGGUAUCAUCAGUUGAAGAUCAAGGAGAGCGACAUACCUAAGAGUGCAUUUCGCACUAGGUAUGGUCAUUACGAGUUCCUUGUGAUGUCAUUUGGUUUGACCAACGCACCGGCGGCAUUCAUGGACUUGAUGAACCGGGUGUUUAGUGAAUACUUAGAUCAAUUUGUGAUAGUAUUCAUUGAUGAUAUCUUAAUAUACUCCAAGAGUGAGGAGGAGCACGAACAUCACUUGGGGCUUAUACUUGAUCGACUAAGGGAAAAACAACUCUUUGCCAAGUUCUCUAAAUGCGAAUUUUGGCUCAAGGAGAUUGGUUUUCUCGGUCACGUCAUAUCCGGUUCGGGCGUUGCUGUGGAUAACGCCAAGAUAAAGGCUAUCAUGGAUUGGGAGAGACCCAAGAAUGUGAAAGAGAUACGUAGUUUCCUUGGCCUAGCGGGAUACUAUCGUAAAUUUGUUGAAAAAUUUUCUGUAUUGGCGUCUCCAUUAACGAAGCUCACAAAGAAAGGGGCCAAGUUCAUAUGGGACGACAAGUGUGAGAAAGGAUUCCUUGAACUGAAGAAACGACUUACCGAAGCACCAGUCCUUACCCUACCCAUACAAGGGAUAGGGUAUGAUAUAUACAGCGAUGCUAGCAUCCAAGGGCUUGGAUGUGUACUGAUGCAAAACGGUAAAGUGAUUGCAUAUGCUUCAAGGCAAUUGAGAAAGCACGAGGUGAACUACCCUACCCAUGACCUAGAAUUGGGGGCGGUAGUGUUUGCACUGAAAAUCUGGAGGCAUUAUCUCUACGGGGAGACAUGUCACAUUUUUACAGACCAUAAGAGCUUGAAGUACGUAUUCACUCAGAAAGAGUUGAAUAUGAGGCAGAGGAGAUGGAUGGAGUUGAUCAAGGACUAUGACUUGAUCAUCGACUAUCAUCCCGGAAAGGCCAAUGUCGUGGCCGACGCACUGAGCAGGAAGAAUACGACAGGGACGCUACUCACAUGUCUACAGGCAUUGAGGGCACGCGUGGAGGUGUCCACGUGUGGGGCUCUCAUUGCUCGAUUCGAGGUUAGGCCCACCCUAUUGGGCGAGAUUAGUCGGAGUCAGGCCAUGGAUGAGGAAUGUCAGAAGAUCCGUGAAAGGAUCUUGGAAGGACCCGUUGAGAAUUUUCGGGUACGUGAUGACGGUCUUUUAUUGUUUAAAGAUCGUGUGUGCAUACCAAGGAAUGAGGAACUCCAGAAAUCUAUACUUGAGGAGGCUCAUUCUUCGGCUUAUGCUAUGCAUCCAGGAGGUACUAAGAUGUACCGAGAUUUGAAGGAAAGUUACUGGUGGUCAGGUAUGAAAAGAGACAUCGCCGAGUAUGUGAGUCGAUGCCUUACUUGCCAGCAAGUUAAGGCAGAACAUCAGCACCCGGCAGGGCUCCUGCAGCCACUCACCAUCCCAGAGUGGAAGUGGGAGCAUGUGAC
Cuscuta epithymum is the source of this 4888-nucleotide messenger RNA. NCBI's taxonomy places the organism in Eukaryota, Viridiplantae, Streptophyta, Magnoliopsida, Solanales, Convolvulaceae. The record is from the annotation of a GenBank genome assembly.